Molecule: messenger RNA, 2846 nt
Organism: Puntigrus tetrazona (Sumatra barb)
Lineage: Eukaryota; Metazoa; Chordata; Actinopteri; Cypriniformes; Cyprinidae
Gene: pargl
Product: poly (ADP-ribose) glycohydrolase, like
Exons: 15
Coding region: 310-2187 (625 amino acids)
Biological process (GO): carbohydrate metabolic process; regulation of DNA repair; nucleotide-sugar metabolic process
Cellular component (GO): nucleus; cytoplasm
Molecular function (GO): poly(ADP-ribose) glycohydrolase activity
Source: RefSeq, a predicted model, not a curated record
CGUAUGAAAACAUAGCAUUAGAUUGUGCGCAUAGUUCGUCGAAUCGAAAGUGAAACUCCGAACAAAUAUUAAACCAGUACAUAUUGCAUGUAAUUAUUAAAUGGUAUCAAAAUAGAGGAGAUGUACCGUUUUAACAUUUUCCCUUUCUAACAAUGCGCAUGCAACUUUAAAUACAAAGAGUUUAUAUUUACUACGUACUAUCUUUUUAAGUUACUACCUUUUGUAAAUACGCGUUUCUUGUCUUUUUCCUACUCCUGCGAGUUCUUGGUUACCCAGAAUGCCGGGGUAAAAAGUAUUCUCACUGUAAACAUGCCUUCUGGCUGUAAGUUAGUUUGUUUAGUCACCAGGCGAACCACGCAAUUGCCGAGGGAGGCCUUAAAAAACACCCGUCUUCAGAUGUCACAGAAAGAGAGCCAUGGAGUGAGGGGAUGCUUAAAUCCGUCAUAUAACAAUGGAAACACUGGUGAUCAGUCAUUAAGGGGAAAUCCCACAAACCACGGCUCAUCCACUGAUUCUGCAGGCAAAGGGAACGCAAGCCAGCCCACAUCUACUGAGACUGCAGGCAAAGAGGACGAAAAGUCAUCUAGGCCUACUGAGCGAGGAAGGAAUCAGGCACCAGAAAAAACGCCUCUAUCUAGCGAGAGCGCUAGAUCUCGCUACGAUGAUGUCCAAAACCCCAAGCCGACAUCUAGUGCAUCUGGAGAAAGCAGCUCAAACUGGCACAUGGACACUUCAGAUUCUUCCUCGGAUGCUUCCAGCUCAGGAACAAAACCGAAGUCUUGGAUACAGCUGGGUCCCACAUAUCCCCUUCAGAACCUCAAAACAAUGCAAAACUACGCCACAGAGUUUGACAAGAAACUGACGGGACAUAUAAUAAUGAUAGACAUGACGUAUUUCCAAAGUGGUGUGAUUGUCCCUUAUCAAUGUAGUCAUGUUUGGGAUUCCAACCAUGUGAAGUUACCACAUCUCUAUCCGCGGCCUGCAUCCCAGCACCAUUCAGUACUGUCUCGCUGGGAAGCCACCUGUCAAGCUCUGCGCAAGCUUACCAAAGGAAAAAACUCUAUCGGAGAUGUUGAGAGCGUAAUAAUGUCUUAUAAUACCAACAACAAGGACAAAUGGACAUUUGACGCACUUUAUCGUUAUGGAGAGCGCCUACACGCAGUGGACAAUAACCUCCAUUUGCUGAUCCCAAAGAUAGCCAAACUAGCUCUUGAAUUACCGGAUCUCAUUAAACAGCCCAUCCCUCUCCUGCGACAGCAAAAGAACCAGGCCAUAACAUUGUCUCAGCAGCAGAUUUCCAGUCUGUUAGCAAACGCCUUCUUCUGCACCUUCCCUCACAGGAACAACACUAAACCUGGUUCAGAAUACGCCAACUUCCCCACCAUUAACUUCAGCAGCCUAUUUGCUGAUGAGAAAGACCCAGAGAGAUUACAGCAGAAAGCAGAGAAACUGAGGGCCAUAUUCCAUUACUUCAACACGGUGACAAAAGAAAGCCACGAACCAGAUUCAGCAAAACCAGAUGGACUGGUUAGUUUUGAAAGGAUUAGCAUUCCACCAUCACAGCUCCCUGACUGGAAUAAAAAGAAGAUGCCUCUAAGGAACCUUCACAUCUCUUCGGAAGGGUCCAUAGAGAAAGAGGGUACAGGCAUGCUGCAGGUGGACUUCGCCAGCAAAUACAUUGGUGGAGGAGUGCUGAAGUCAGGACUGGUUCAGGAGGAGAUCCUCUUCCUCAUGAGUCCAGAGCUCAUCGUGGCCAGACUCUUCACGGAGAAACUGGAUGAUAACGAGUGCCUUAAGAUCACAGGCCCUCAGAUGUACAACAUUACUGCUGGCUACAGCAAAACCUUUUCUUGGGUGGGUCCAUACAAUGACUGCACAAAGCGAGAUAUAUGGAAGAGACGCUAUCGGCAGAUUGUUGCCAUUGAUGCUCUUGACUUCAAGAACCCAAAGGAGCAGUACACCCAAGAAAACAUCAAACGAGAGCUCAACAAGGCAUUCGUGGGAUUUCACGGAAACCCAAAAACAGCCAUCGCAACGGGCAACUGGGGCUGUGGUGCCUUCAAUGGAGAUCCUAAACUCAAAGUUUAUGCCUGCUGCAUAACUCAAGUGCACUUGAGCUUGAGGUCACAAACUGACAGCCAGACAUUCUUGGUUCCAUCAAUUAUGGCAAGUUGGUCCCGGCCCUGAAGCUGCAAAACAGCUCCAGACCAUCACACUCCCACCACCAUGUUUGACUGUUGGUAUGACGUUUCCUUGUAGGCCUAUUUAAUUUACUUCAUGUUUACUUCAUUAAUUUCUAUAAUAACUAAUAUAAUAAUUUCUUAAUUUAAAAUAAAAUAAUGAAUCAGUCUCCAACAAUCCUGGGUUUGUUUACGCAAUAAGCCCAUGAGAAAAAUAUGUUGUUCCCUAAACACUAACGUAAAAUCAUGUUCCCACGAGUUAUGACUUUCCCACAAAUUAGUAUCUCGUGGCCUCAUUAUAUUAUCACCUUCCCAAAACUUGGCCACGACAAAACUAAGUGAACAGAAGAUGAGGGGUCACUGCACUUUCAUGAUUUAACAAAAGUGGGUAAUUAAUUUUUUUUAUGUAGGGCCGGUAGGUUUGGACAGCUUUUUCCCCUGAAAUAAUUUAAAAACUGCAUUUUAUAUUGCAUUUUUGUGUUGUAUUAAAAUUAGUUUGAUCUGAACUUUAAGUGUAACAAAUAUGCAAAAAUGUAAAAAACAACAAGUAGUUAAAACCUUUUUAAGGCACUGUAAAAACAUAUACUUGUUUGAUCUGGAGAAAUUAUAAAGGCUUUACAUUAAUCACGAUACAGUAAGGUGCACGGAACAGAAUGUGUUUGUCUU